Molecule: messenger RNA, 1734 nt
Organism: Carica papaya (papaya)
Lineage: Eukaryota; Viridiplantae; Streptophyta; Magnoliopsida; Brassicales; Caricaceae
Source: RefSeq, a predicted model, not a curated record
AUGGCACUGAUGCGAGGCAAGGCCAUGACGACUGCUUAUUGGUGUUGGCGACAUUUUGAAGAGUCCAUGAAAGGAUUUGAUCAAAAACUCAAGGAGAUAGGGCCUUACAUCUGGAAGACGUACAAGGAAGCUUACGAGGAGAUUUUGCAAAUUGGUUCUGCACUGCGAGUAUCCGGAACUGAAUCUGGCUGCAAGAUUGGGAUUUAUGGAGCAAAUUGCCCUCAAUGGAUUGUGGCAAUGGAGGCUUGCAAUGCCCAAAGUUUAUAUUGCGUGCCUCUCUAUGAAACCUUGGGGGAAAGAAAUCCACAGGAGAUUUCACCGCCAGAGCCGUUUAACAUUUGCACAUUUAUGUAUACCAGUGGCACUAGUGGGGAUCCAAAAGGAGUUGUAUUAACACAUGAAACAAUUGCAACAUUCGUAUAUGGAAUGGACCUCUUUAUGGAACAAUUUGAAGAUAAGAUGACAGUGGAUGAUGUCUAUCUAUCCUUUCUUCCACUUGCUCAUAUCCUAGACCGUGGUAUUGAGGAAUAUUUCUUCCAUAAAGGCGCUUCUGUUGGCUAUUACCAUGGUGACUUAAAUGCAUUGCGGGAUGAUAUAAUGGAGUUGAAGCCAACAUUUUUAGCUGGUGUGCCUCGAGUGUUUGAAAAAAUUCAUGAAGGGAUAAAGAAAGCACUAGACGAACUCAACCCAAUAAGAAGGCGAAUUUUUGAUGCUCUGUACAGAUACAAACUUGGCUGGAUGAAUCGUGGAUAUAAGCACAAAAAUGCUUCACCUUUGGCCGAUCUGUUAGCGUUCAGGAAGGUCAAAGCUAAGUUGGGUGGUCGCCUUCGAUUAAUAGUAUCUGGAGGUGCACCGUUGGGUUCCGAGGUAGAAGAAUUCUUGCGUGUCACUAGCUGUUGCUUUGUUGUCCAAGGCUAUGGAUUGACAGAAACUUGUGGACCAACUACUCUUGGAUUUCCGGAUGAAAUGUGCAUGGUUGGUGCGGUUGGUCCUCCAGCUGUCUACAAUGAGCUCUGCCUAUAGGAGGUUCCGGAGAUGGGCUACAAUCCGCUCGGGGAACCCCCUUGAGGUGAAAUAUGUGUUCUGGGAAAGACUAUUUUUACUGAGUUGCCCCAUGUCGAAAAUACCAAGCAGUGGGCGUAUGUCAAUGGUCACAUGGGCUCUUUCUCUGAUCUUUGUUCUCUUGAUCAACUACAAGAUUAUGUCCUCAAAGAGCUAAAAUCUACCGCUGAGAGGAACAAGCUCCGAGGCUUUGAGUACAUAAGAGGUGUGGUAUUGGACCCAAAUCCAUUCGACAUGGAAAAAGAUUUAGUGACUGCAACAAUGAAGAAAAGAAGACCGAAGAUGUUGAAAUAUUAUCAGGCCGAGAUCGAUGCACUUUAUCGGAAACUGACCGUCGGAAAAUACUAAAGUUGGAGGCUAUGAGCAUUCCGAGUCAGUUGAGGAACAUAUAAAUAAGGAUGAAUCAGCUCUUGUUGUUACAGGGUAGUAUGUAGCUGUGAUGCAUUGUGUAUUUCUAUAUAAAUUAAAUAUUCACUUCGGGGUAGAUUUGUUUUUAAGAGAAUGAUUCGAUUUCAAGAUGAUUGUUGUAAGCAAUCAAGAUCUGCACAAACCAAAAAUUUAAAUCGGGCUCGGUCAUCUACUUUAUAAAUAUGUAAGGUUAUUCGAUCAGUCUGGAAUUGAUCAAAUUGAACCAAAAUUGAAAACUUUGAAAGGUAAAAAUGUUGACAGGAA